Messenger RNA from Aspergillus melleus, 3843 nucleotides. It is a transcript of the gene HFM1, whose product is annotated as putative DEAD/DEAH box DNA helicase (Mer3). Gene Ontology annotation, molecular function: nucleic acid binding; ATP binding. The coding region runs from base 1 to 3843 and encodes 1280 amino acids. The record is from RefSeq and is a predicted model, not a curated record. The transcript has 7 exons. Lineage: Eukaryota; Fungi; Ascomycota; Eurotiomycetes; Eurotiales; Aspergillaceae.
AUGAGGGCAACGUCAGUAAACAAUGGAGCCAGAGCCGACAUUCCAAAACAUGAUGCCGAAUCUCAGCAAGCUGGGGAGCAGCAGUCCAGAAGCGCUUAUGAUACUACACUGCAUUCCCCAAAUAAGUUGACCUCAUUUCAAAACAUCCCCAUGUCAAUUAGAGGAAUCGUCCUUGUGUCAGUUCGUGAGUUGCCAGAUAAUUAUCGAUCGAUAUUUCACUUCCCGGUCUUCAACGCCGUCCAGUCAAAGUCGUUCCGCUCUGUCUACAAAACCGGCGAUAACAUAGUUCUUGCGGCACCGACGGGAAGCGGCAAAACUGUCAUCAUGGAGCUGGCAAUCUGCCGCUUGCUUGCCAAUCUGAAAGAUGAACGUUUCAAAGUCGUCUAUCAAGCCCCUACUAAAUCUUUGUGCUCCGAAAGGUUUCGCGACUGGAACAGGAAGUUCCAAACUUUGGGACUCCAAUGUGCUGAGUUAACCGGUGAUACAGAUCACACUCAGAUGAGAAAUGUUCAGAACAGUCAGAUAAUCAUCACUACCCCGGAGAAGUGGGACAGCAUGACACGUAAAUGGAAAGACCACACCCGACUGAUGCAGCUAGUCAAGCUGUUUCUAAUCGAUGAGGUCCACAUUCUGAAAGAGACGCGUGGGGCGACAUUAGAGGCCGUUGUAUCUCGAAUGAAAGCUAUUGGAUCCAAUGUCCGCUUUGUUGCUCUGAGUGCGACCAUCCCAAACUCCGAGGAUGUCGCGACGUGGCUAGGCAAAGAUGCCAUGAACCAGCACGUGCCAGCACAUCGUGAGCAUUUUGGCGAGGAGUUCCGUCCGGUCAAACUUCAGAAAUUCGUCUAUGGGUAUCAAUCGCAUGGCAAUGACUUUGCAUUCGAUAAAAUCUGCAGUUCAAAACUACCCGACAUUAUCGCUGCUCAUUCGUGCAGGAAACCAAUUAUGAUUUUUUGUUGCACCAGAAAUUCAACUGUAGCCACUGCAAAAGAGCUUGUUCGGCUGUGGUCUACGUCCAAUCCUCCUGCAAGGCUUUGGAAAGGCCCCAAUGAACGCAUGGAGGCUCAUAAUGUCGACUUGAAAGGCACGCUUGUUGCCGGGGUCGCCUUUCAUCAUGCUGGACUUGAUCCUGCGGACCGACAUACGGUUGAAACUGGCUUUUUGGAGGGACAGGUUAACAUCAUUUGCUGCACCUCGACACUUGCAGUGGGUGUGAACCUUCCAUGUCAUUUGGUGAUAGUCAAAAACACCGUGGGAUGGCAAGAUGGUGGCUGUCGGGAAUAUUCCGACCUUGAGAUCAUGCAAAUGCUUGGCCGUGCUGGUCGGCCUCAAUUUGACGACAGCUCUACAGCCGUAAUUCUGACUAGAAAGGAGCGCGUCAAUUACUAUGAAAGACUCUGUUCUGGGUCUGAGAGCCUUGAGAGCUGCUUGCACUUGAAUUUGAUUGACCAUUUGAAUGCUGAAAUCGGGCUAGGGAAUGUUACAGAUAUCGAGUCGGCCAUUAAAUGGCUUGCUGGAACUUUCUUGUUUGUGAGGCUGAGAAGAAACCCAACACAUUAUCACCUUAAGGAAGGUGCCAAUAGAGACGAUGAGGAUGAGAUGCUUCGACAAAUCUGCGAGAAAGACAUCAAUCUUUUGAGGGAGUGUGGCUUGAUCGCUCCGGAGCAGCUGCGAUCCACACAAUACGGAGAUGCAAUGGCCCGGUAUUAUGUUCGUUUCGAAACGAUGAAGACGUUUCUGUCCUUGAAGCCGCGGGCUACCAUCUCACAGAUUUUCUCUGUGGUUGUCCAGGCAGAGGAGUUCCGUGAAGUUCGUCUCAAAUCCGGGGAAAAGUCGCUGUACAAAGAGCUCAACCGUGCGAAUGGUAUUCGCUUCCCAGUUAAAGUGGAUAUAGCCCUUCCAGCCCAUAAAGUCUCGCUCCUCAUUCAAGCCGAACUAGGUGCCGUGGACAUCCCGGACGGUGAGCAAUUCCAAAAGCACAAGUUCAGCUUCCAACAGGACAAGAGUUUCGUUUUCUCACAUGUCAAUCGACUCAUUCGUUGUAUCAUCGACUGCCAAAUCGCUCUUGCAGACUCGGUUGCUGUUCGCCAUGCUUUAGACCUCGCAAGGAGUUUUGGGGCCAAGGUGUGGGAUUACUCCGCGCUCCAGAUGAAACAGAUCGACCAGAUCGGCAUCGUGGCUGUUAGGAAAUUAUCAGCUGCUGGGAUCACCAGCCUUGAGGCAUUAGAGCUCACAGAAGCCCAUCGAAUCGAUAUGAUCUUGAGCAAGAACCCACCGUUCGGAAUGAAAGUGCUCAGUCGUGUUGCGGACUUCCCGAAGCUUCUGGUGUCUGUUAGGAAGACAGGCAGAGAUGUCAAGCCAGGGUGUCCGAUCAGAAUCCGAUUCACAGCUGACAUAGCGUUCAUGAAUGAAAAGUGUCCGAUCUAUUUUCAGAGACGUCCAAUCUAUGUCUGCUUCCUAGCGGAAACAUCUGGUGGCCACCUGAUUGACUUCAGGCGGAUCAGUGCAAGUAAACUACAAAGCAACCACGGAAUUACGCUCAGUGCAGAGAUCAAGGAUCGAGAUCAGUCGAUCAAAUGCCACGUCAUGUGUGAUGAUAUCGUUGGAACUUUGAGGUCUGCAGAGAUACAAACAGAUCUGCCACAAGCCCUGUUUCCGACCCGUUCGACUGUAGAGACACCAGCCACUAAUCAGAAUCGCUUGAAUACAUCCCUUCCACAUAUCAAUGGAUCCCAAACCAGAUUGAGCUCAGCCCCAAAGACGGAUACUUUUGACAGUGAUGACCAGCUGUUUAAUGACUUCCUUGAGACAGAUUGCAUUCGGCCCAGUAAAUAUACUACAUUAGGGCAUAAAGAACAAGCAUCUGUUGAAAGCGCUCCUACUGACAAUUUCUUGCCUUUGAACGAAAUCACAGAACCAGUCCGUCUGGAGAAUGGCAAAUGGGCAUGCAACCACAAAUGUAGAGACAAAACUGCAUGCAAACACUUCUGCUGCCGAGAUGGAUUGGACAAGCCCCCCAAAGGAAGCAAGAAACAACACUGCCCCGGGACCCAAAAGCAAGAGAAGCUCAGCCAGCUUACUCUCUCAGCCAGCGUCACAAAGAGACCAGUACAGCAUGAACCGCUGAAAGCCGAGAAAAAGAAUUAUCUGUUCCCCUCUGGCCCGCAGCCGAGUUCUGCCAGCACUUCCUUGCCUCCCAGUCAUUCUCCGGGAAAUCCUCGCAUCAUCGAUUUGAGAUCUUCAAGUGACUACGGCGAUGACAGCUUUGACGACCUGCCUUCGCCAUCCGCUCUGCUCCUGGGGAAAUCAACGAAAGCGCCAUUCCUCGGCACUGACAAGCCCAUCGAAGCACCCAACAUGGAGGAUUUAUUUAAAGGAGACGACUGGCUCUUCGCUGAUGAGCCACUCCAUCUGACCCAGACCGCAGCUGAUGAUUGCUCUCCAUAUCACAACGAGGUCGUUGGCCAAGGAUUAGACAGGGACAGUAUACCUUCUCAGAAGAAAGAGGUGUCUGCAAACAACCCAAACGAGUCACAAGUCAGUCUGAGGAUCAAAAGCUCUUCUCCUGAGGAUGAUACCUCAGUCAAUCCAAUCUUCAAUUCCCCUUCCUUAAGCCCUGACUGCCCAAAAGGGAUGGGAACAGCUACGAAAAGAAAAUUGUCGCAGAUAGCACCAAAUCACCAAGAAUACGACCACAGAGAGCCAAAGCAAAGACUGACAGAGAAACGAGUGAGCACUCAAGAUCGACCCUCUGCAGCACCAGGUACAUCGACAAUGCCGCCCGACUGGGAUGAUAUCGACCCUGCGCUGUUGGAUGAGUUCAAGGAUAUUAUCAACUUUUUCUGA